Messenger RNA from Frieseomelitta varia, 2490 nucleotides. It is a transcript of the gene Git, whose product is annotated as ARF GTPase-activating protein GIT1. Lineage: Eukaryota; Metazoa; Arthropoda; Insecta; Hymenoptera; Apidae. Gene Ontology annotation, biological process: regulation of ARF protein signal transduction; brain development. Bases 228 to 2255 code for a protein of 675 amino acids. The transcript is spliced from 13 exons. The record is from RefSeq and is a predicted model, not a curated record. Gene Ontology annotation, molecular function: protein binding; GTPase activator activity.
UGCGUAUCUUUUAGGAUGUUCGAUCAAUGGUGCAACUACCUCAAGCUCGCUUGGGACGAUUUCUGUCACAGUAAAAUCAUUAAAUAUAUAAUGACAUCCAAAUUAGGAAUUUUUAUUUCUACAUUGGUUUUUGACAUUAUUAUUUUCAAAAGAACCUGUGCGUUAUGUUGCACCUUUUAAAUUUCUCAUAACAAGUCUGAUUACCGUACCUUAAAGAGUUAAACGUAAUGAGAAUGGCUCGGCCGAAGCAUAGAGUUAACACGGAUAUAUGUGCUGAGUGUGGAGCACUCGAACCAGGAUGGGCUUCAUUGAAUAGAGCAAUUUUAUUAUGUGAUGAUUGUUGUGGUAUACAUCGUAGCCUUGGUCGUCAUAUAUCUCAAAUAAAAUCACUUCACAAAAGCACUUGGCAUACAAAUCUCCUUAAUAUGGUGUAUACAUUAAGUGAUAAUGGAGCAAACAGUAUUUGGGAACAUUCCCUUUUAGAUCCUAGUAAUUCAAAAAUUAGUAGAAGGAAGCCUCAAGCUAAAGAUCCUCUACAUCCAAUAAAAGCUGAUUUUAUUAAAGCAAAACAUCAACAUUUGACGUUCAUAUUACGUCCAAGUAAAGAAGAAUGUUGUAAUGAGGAGGAAUUAAGUAAACAAUUACAUAGUAGUGUUCGUACAAGUAAUUUAGAAACUUCUUUAAGAUUACUUGCACAAGGUGCUAAUCCAAAUUAUUUUUACAAGGAAAAAGGUACAACACCUUUACAUGUUGCUGCUAGAGCAGGUCAAGCUUUGCAAGUGGAGCUUUUAAUAGCUAAUGGUGGUAAUCCUAGCAUAAUUGAUUUAAAUGGGCAAACACCUGCUGAAAUUGCCAAGAUGGCAGGACAUAUAGACUUAUCGGAUCGUAUAAUAGAAUGCUUGUAUGAAUUAACAGAUAGACUAACAUCUUUUAUAUGUUCACGUAAACCAAAUCAUAGAUUGAAUGAACAUAUAAUUAUUCCUGAAUGCACAUUACAGAAUGAUCUAUGUUUUGAAGGAAGGAAUAAGUUACAAAUGUUAUCAAAUCAUUUGUUAGAAGAAUUGGCAAUGGAUGUUUAUGAUGAAGUAGAUCGUCGAGAAAAUGAAGAAAUUUGGUUUACAACUGCAUCUUUACCAGAAAAAUGUACAGUGCCUUUUCUACCAGUCAAUCCACAACUAUCAUCAACAAGAAAUCAAGGCAGACAAAAAUUAGCAAGAUUUACACCAAAGGAAUUUGCUACGCUUAUUAUAGAUGUUCUUAUCGAGGCUCGUAGAAGACAUAUGCUUGCAAAUAAUGCACCACUGCAAGAUCCAGCUGUUUCUAUACUUCAUAAAGAGCAACACGGAAAAUAUGGAUCACAAAUGUCUGAUGAUGAACCAUUAUAUGAUAGUGUUGCUUCUGAUGAUGAUUACGCAUUGACAUCAUCUGACAAUCCAGUGCCUGAAUACUCUACACAAUUUAAAAUGGAUAACGAGGAAGCUUUUGCGCCAUUAGCCAAGGGACUUCCAUCUUUUGUAGAAGUUUUGAAAAAACAAUUAACUCUCUCUGAAUCUACUGUUAGAGAUCUCCGAGAACAAAUUCGUACUUUACAGAGUACCGUAGAACAGUUAACACAGGAGAAUAAUGAACUAAAACAAAUGAUUCAUGUGAAAGGAUCUACUGAUGGAGUUAUUAAUGGUCAUGUUAGUGGAGAACAAGAACCAGAAUUAGAACCAGUGCAUGAUAUAAAAAUAUCUCUUAAUAGAAGCAACCAGCGACCUGCGUCUAUGUAUGAAACACGAGAAGGUUUACGAAAACCAAAUUCGUGGUCGACAUCUAUUUGUCAGUCAAAACGAGAUUCAGAGACAAUGUCGCGCAGUAACACUCAAAGUUUAUGGGAAUGCGGUGCUCCCAAUCUUCCGCCGAGUGAGGAAGUUACACGAAGAACUGAACAAGUUACAAGAAGAAUUCAGGAAUUAUGGAUGGCCAUGCAAGAUCCAAAACAACGAGAAGCUUUUGUACCUUGUGCAGAAAGAAUUCGUGUUGCCGUUGCUGAACUCACAGCUAUAUUUCCGCAAAAUCCUAUUGAGGAAAACAUCAGAUCUGCUCUGCGACAAUUAAAUGGUAAUACAGGUAGACUUCAAGCAGAAUGUUCUGGUCUUCAGAGAUGUACUAGUGAUAUAGAACAUAUGGACAGAUGCCUUCAGCAAGUACGUUCAUGUGCUUACGACAUUGCCAAAGCAACAAAACUUCUUGUUACUCAAUUUCAGACGUAACAGAUCAAAGGCAAAGUAUUACAAUUUAAAUAAUUUUUCUAUAUUUAAUGUAUAUAAAUUGUACAUAUGCUUAAUGUCGUAAUACUCAAAAUCAUCACAAAUUUAUAUAUUUAAUAAGUAUUCGUUUUAUAUUACAUAACAAUAAUUUGUUGUCUAAUAUUCUUAUUUUUAUUAUAAUGUAAAUAAUGAGUAAAUUUUAACGCAUGAAUAUUCUUAUAGUUUGUUAAAACAUAUA